This is a messenger RNA of Emys orbicularis (European pond turtle), 897 nucleotides long. RefSeq names its product quinolinate phosphoribosyltransferase (gene QPRT). The record is from RefSeq and is a predicted model, not a curated record. Gene Ontology annotation, biological process: quinolinate catabolic process; NAD+ biosynthetic process. Gene Ontology annotation, cellular component: cytoplasm. The transcript has 3 exons. Bases 1 to 897 code for a protein of 298 amino acids. Gene Ontology annotation, molecular function: nicotinate-nucleotide diphosphorylase (carboxylating) activity. Lineage: Eukaryota; Metazoa; Chordata; Testudines; Emydidae.
AUGACCUCCCGCCUGGAUCUCUCCCACCUCCUCCCACCCCCCCGCUUGCGCCAGCUGGUCCGGGAUUGGCUCCAAGAGGAUGCCCCGGCCUUCGACCCCGCCGGCUGCGCGGUAGGGGAAGGCCCGGAGCACGCUGUCCUCCUCUGCAAGUCUCCUGGGGUGUUGGCUGGCUGCCCCUUCUUUGAUGCCAUCUUUACCGAGCUGGGCUGCACCGUGGAGUGGUUCCAGCCCGAGGGGGCCUGGCUGGAGCCCGUGGCCCGCGUGGCUGAAGUCCGCGGCAAAGCCCGCCACCUCUUGCUCGGGGAGAGGACUGCCCUGAAUUGCCUGGGACGGUGCAGCGGGGUGGCCACGGCUGCGGGACGGGUCUGCCGGCUGGCGCGGGAGGCCAGCUGGCACGGGCAAGUGGCUGGGACGAGGAAGACCACGCCGGGUUUCAGGCUGGCCGAGAAGUACGCCCUGCUGGUGGGGGGAGCUUCGGGCCACCGCUACGACUUGGGCAGUCUCGUCAUGCUGAAGGAUAACCAUGUCUGGGCGGCGGGAGGAAUUGCCCAGGCCAUCCAGGAAGCCCAGCGGGUGACUGGCUUUCAUCUGAAGUUGGAGGUGGAGUGUCGUUCGCUGGAAGAGGCCCUGGAAGCCGCAGGGGCCGGAUCUGACAUUGUCAUGCUAGAUAACUUCUCCCCGGAGGAUUUGCAUCCUGCCGCCAGCGCGCUGAAAGCCGCCCAUCCCCGGGUGAUGGUGGAAGCCAGCGGGGGGAUCUCGGAGGAGAAUAUCUCCCAAUUCUUCGGCCCAUGUAUAGACGUCCUUUCUCUGGGAUGCCUCACCCAGUCGGCCCGAGCCGUGGAUUUUUCCCUCAAAAUCUGUCGGGAGACGCCGGUCCAGAGAGAUUUUGCCUUCUAA